CUCUCCUUCUCCUCUCCGCCUCUCGUCUGUUUCUGCAGCGUGUGGUUUUCUCUCUCUUUCCCUCCCGGACCGAUGCGAUGCCAUUCCUCCCUCAGGACGCCGAGCGCUUCGAUGGGCUGUCUCUGCUCUACUGGACGAUCAUGGGGCCUCACGGCAUCAACCGGGCCGUCCACAAGCUCGAGUUCUGCGACUGCAAGAAGGGACUCGGUGUGAAGAUCAUCGGAGGCUACAGGGAGCUGACCGGGGAGGAGUUCGGGAUCUACAUAAAGAGAGUGAUCGGAGGAGGGCUGGCCGCUCUGGACGGUCGGCUUAAGUCAGGUGACCUGAUUCUGGAUGUCAAUAACAACAGUCUGAUCGGGGUGACCAAUGAGAGGGCCGUGGAGAUCCUGAGGACGGCUUCUCUCUCCAAUCACAUGUCGCUGCUGGUCGCCAGAGACGAUGAGUCCAGGAGGGAGUUUGCUGAGCUGAUGGAAAAGUACGGAUCCAAUAACGUCACAGCUUCAGGACGGAUCUCACCCACGCAGCUCUGCACAGGGAAGCUGACGGACACGGCUUCAUCCUCCUCUUCCUCCCGAUCAGAGAGCCCCCAGCUGCUGAGCCCUAAAGAGGGGGUCACCGCCUACAGCCAGGCCUCCACCUACACCAGCCACCAGCACGCCGUGCACACGCCUGCGCACGCCUUCAGUGACAGUGUCAUUCAGUUGAUAUGCGUUGCCAAGGGAACGGGCCUGGGGCUGGUCAUCAAGGGCGGAGCCAACCGUGCCGAAGGACCAAUGGUGUUCAUUCAGGAAAUAGUGCCUGGAGGAGACUGUCAGAAGGACGGCAGGCUGCAGGUCGGGGAUCAGCUGGUGUCCAUCAACAAAGAAUCUCUGAUUGGAGUGACGUAUGAGGAGGCCAGAAGCAUCCUGACAAGAACCAAACUCAGACCUGACCCCACAGUGGAGAUUGCCUUCAUCAGGCGGAGGUCUUCCUCCAGCUCCAGCAGUGGACCACACAGUCCCAUCUCUCUGCAGGGCUCCGGGGGAGGAGGACCCCAGAUCAGAGCUCCAGGGCUGGGACCUGGACCUCCACAGCCCACCAUGGUCACCAAGAUCACCUCCAGCAGGAACCCAGCCAGCGAGACCCUGCCCACCGUCAACGUCACCCAGGUCCGAGUGUCUCCAGCUCGAACAGAACAGACUCUUGUUUCCUCCCCAGCAGAGACUCACAGCAGCACUGAGACAAACACUGAGCUCAGCAGCAGUCUGGUUCCUCAGAAAAGUCGCCUCAGACUGGACCAACUGGAUCAGGCUCUGGAGGUGAUCGGUCUGAAGCCCAGCGAGUCCCAGCGUCAGACGCUGCGGUCCAGAAUACGAGUCGAUCCGUCCGGAACCGUCGCCUUCUCAGACUUUGAGAACUUGACCAGAGAACUGUUCAAGCCUCAGCUGGAGGAACUUCCAGUCCUUCAUCCAGGAUCCAGGUUCACCUCCGAGGAUCUGUUCAGUCUGCUGGAGACGCCGUCCAACCCGCUGCCGUCUCUGUCGGACUCUGAGGAUCUGGAGGAGAUGGAGAGGCUGAGGAAGGAACACAUCGAGGCUCUGAGGGAGAUCAAGAGGCUGCAGGAGCAGCUGGUGGAGUCUCAGAAGGUUCAUCAUCAGCUGGAGGAGGAGCUCAGCAAAGUAAAGCAGGAGGUGAAGGUCGGAGCUGAGGAGAGCCGGUGUCUCCGUUCUCGGGUCCAGGUGGCUGAGGAGGCCCAGAAACAGGCCCGAGGGAUGGAGAUGGACUAUGAGGAGGUGAUCCACCUGCUGGAGGCCGAGAUCGCCGAGCUGAAGGCCCAGAAGAUGGAGCAGCCGGCCAAUAAGGUGGCAGCUAGCAAGGAGGAGGCCGAGGAGCUGAAGAAGAGAGUCGCCGUCCUCGAGUGUCAACUACGGAAAAGUGAAGCGGCCAAAAAGGGGUUUGAGAUGUCGACCGGGAAACUGCUGAGUUUUGUAGAGAACGUUCAGGAGUUCCUGCUGGAGAGUCACGGACCCACAAAGAGCUACAGCUCCGGAGACGUGAAGGUCGGCCCGUCGUCUCAGAGCGCGGCGUCCCGCCAUAAGAAGAGUCCGUGGACGGCGUCCUCGUUGGCCCAGGAGGCGAAGGAUCUGAGCCGGACGGUCCGGGCGGUUCUAGAGUUCGACUUGCUGACCUUCUAGAGGAACGCCGACGCCGGAACCUCCAGAACCCGACGGAACCGGCGACGGAGCCUCGACCUGCAUGAAGCUUUUUGUUUCUGUGAAGCAGCUUCCUCCUGUCCUCCUCCGACCUCCAACAUCUAAACAUCUAAACUCCGCAGGAAACAUAGAACCUCUGAGGAGGAGACGGACCUUCAGCGUUUGGUCCUUCAGAUCCAUCAGAGAAAAGCCUGCAGAAAACGAAAGAAAUUACUGAAGAAUAUUGGUACUUUAUACGUCAGAAAAAGAUGGUUAAAAUAAGAAACAACAGAAUGAAAAGAAUUCUUCCAAACUUACAGAAAUAUCAGUUUCAUUUUCCACUUCUUCCCCAAAAAUUCAAACAUGUACAACUUUAAAAAAACAAACAAAAAACGCUCGUUUUCCAAAAAGCUGAACUUUUAUUUUAAUUCAGUUAACUUUAAAUUCAACAUUAAAGUGAAAUUAUUCAAUUUUUUUAAAGUUUAAAUUUAUACAUAAAUCUUUUCCAAGAAAUUCACCUUUUUAAAAAAAUCCAACUUUUCUUUCUCAAAAUCAUCGAAGUUUUCCACAUCAAAGUUCAACACUUUUUAAAAAUCUAAAUUAUUUUUUUAAUUUUUAAUUUUUCUUUUGAAAGAAAAACUAUAAAAAAAACAACACAUGUAGUGGUUUAUUUCUCAAAAUUACUUAAAACUCUGACAAUUUUUUCCCCAAUUUUCAACGUUUUUUAAAAUUUUCUUUCUCAAUUUAUUAUUAUUUUUUUGGACAUUCUGAGUUUCCUUUUUUUAAAAUUUAGUUUUUCCAUCUGAUCAGUUUUUUAUCAGCGUUUUAAAUUUAUUUCAUCAAAGGUUCUUUUUAUUUUAAAUCCAACUUUUUUGUUUUACAAUUAAAUUGAUUUCUGUUUUGUUUUGCUUUUUUUUUGUUUUGUUUUGUUUUUUACUUUGCCCCGAACUCGCUAAAAUUAAAAAUUCUAGUAAUAAAAUGAUUUUUUCCUUAUUAAGCACUUUAAAAAAAAUCUGAAAAAAAUAAAUAAAAAACAAUCAGAAUCUGUUACACAAAGUUUUUUUUAUGAAUUCUGAAUUUUUAUGUAGAAUUUUAAAAACAUAUUUCCACUUUCUUCUUAUAAGAUAAACAUUGAAAAUAAAUAAGACUAUUCUUCCUUAAAAUUCAACUUUAAAAAGAUCUGACAGUUUUCCCCAAUUUUCAGGUUUUUGGAUUUUUCUUUUUCUGUUUUUUUUUUUUUGGUGCCUUUUUCAAAGUUACAUUUUUCUGUCAAAAGUUUUUUUUAAAUCUAGGUUUAGUUUGUCUAAAGGGAAAAUUUUUCUUGAUUUUUGUUGUUUUGUUUUUUGUUUUUUUACUUUUCCCCUAACUCGCCAAAAUAAUAAAUUCUAGUAAUGAAAACAUGAAUCUUUCCCUCUAAAGCACUUUAAAACAAAACUCCACAUCGGAGCAAAAUGAAACAAAUAAAAAGUGGAAAAUAAAGUGAAUGUUCUGAGACUCUGCUGGACCAAACCAGAACGUUGCUGCUGUUCUUCAGCUGAACCCGAUGUCCGUCUGUUCCAGUAAAACAUUCCGUCACUAGAACUCGUGUCCAGAGAUAGUUGUGUGUCUGUCUGUGGUAGUCGUGUGUUCCACCGUAGAUUAGCAGCAGAUUCAUUAAACACAACCGAGACCAAAACUGUUCGAGUUCAGGAAGAAAACGGACCAGUUUCCUGUUUGUCCUCUUUCAGAGUAAAAGUUCUGGAACAAACUGCAGAUCCUGAGUUUUUCUUUGUAAAGAGAUCUGUAAAAUAAUUACUGGUAUGAUGAAAUAAAAAAGUUUCUGCUGCA
Acanthochromis polyacanthus (spiny chromis) is the source of this 3998-nucleotide messenger RNA. RefSeq names its product syntaxin binding protein 4 (gene stxbp4). Gene Ontology annotation, biological process: insulin receptor signaling pathway; regulation of insulin secretion involved in cellular response to glucose stimulus. The transcript has 21 exons. The coding region runs from base 78 to 2174 and encodes 698 amino acids. Gene Ontology annotation, molecular function: syntaxin binding. The record is from RefSeq and is a predicted model, not a curated record. Lineage: Eukaryota; Metazoa; Chordata; Actinopteri; Pomacentridae. Gene Ontology annotation, cellular component: cytoplasmic vesicle.